AUGCUAGUUUCCGAAGCCACCAUCGCCGGUGGUGAGAUAUUGCUGAAGAUAAUAAGCCCGGAGGGGCAAACUUUCAAUGCCUCCUUUACCGAUGAAACUCUAAUUGAGGACGUGAAAAAUCGUGCCAUAGAUUUCUUCUACCCAAAUGGAGCAAAUGGAGGGAGCCGUUAUAAGCUUAUUCGAGUUUUUGAUACGUCAACCCUACAUGAUUUCCUAACUCUUGCUCAGGAACAAAUCGGAAUGCAGGAAGAGAUCUUGUUAAUUGAAAGAAGAAUCCCCGAUGCCGGGGCGUUGUGGGAUUUAGGAGCGGUGAGGGCGCCGCAACAAAGCGCCAUAGCUGCUGCCACCGCUUCUCUGCCUCCUCCCCAGGCAUCAGUUAGGCAACCUAACCUCCAAUCAUUGCUAUCUACUAAUGAACUGACGUACGAAUUGCGAAAAAUCUUGAUAUCGCUUAUUGAAGCAGGAGCUAGGCUCGCAGCAGCUGGCAGAAACUACGAGGUGACCCUCGCUCAAUUGUCUGCGGCUUUAGAUGAACCAAAGAGAACGCAAGAACACGAUACACAAGUGAUAACGCCCGAAGAAAUAGCCGCAAGGUUAAAUACGAACCAAAACGAUGCCAAUACAGCACCAACGAUCGAAUCAAAUGGAGAUAUCUUCAAACGUGCCGCUCACCUGCAAAAAUUUCUCCAGAAAUUCCACGCGUGGAAGUUAAAAAUCGCCGAACCACCUAACCCAGAAGCGAUUGUAGCUUUAAACGAUUUAGGGUUUACGUCAGAACAAGCAGACGAAGCGCUACGCUGUACUGGGUGUAAUGUACCGGCAGCGGCUUCGUGGUUGAUUGGAGAGCGGGGCUCGAGUAUCUUUGAGCUAGUGAAUGGACUUCCCGACGGUGUAAUUUUGCAGACUUUGUUGAAACAACCGCAGAUUCAAAGGGGCUUACUCAACACGAGAAUGCUUAUUGCAUUCAUAGCGAUGGUUGGUCAAACUGGUAGCGCUGCAUUAUGGCUACAUUCGCCGCACGGUAGUCCACUUCUCUCGCAGAUUUCUCGUACGUACCACUCGGAGAAAUAUUGCCUCGCCGUGAACCAAUUUUCAGAGGAGAGGAGGCAACAAAGUUCAUCGCCAUCGACUUCUAGACAAAGACGUUGA
This is a messenger RNA of Parnassius mnemosyne (clouded apollo), 1149 nucleotides long. The record is from the annotation of a GenBank genome assembly. Lineage: Eukaryota; Metazoa; Arthropoda; Insecta; Lepidoptera; Papilionidae.